AUGUCAUCGCUUGACGCCUCCGGCAAACCGACGGAAACGGUUGAUUUUGGGGAGGAGUAUGACUAUACGGGCUAUGAGUGGUUCAAGGAUCCCCCGCCGCGGCCAGAGCCACCUCCUACCCCAUCUGUCGCCCCGACACGCAUCCCGGACCCUUCUGUAAUCGAGCAGAAUCAGAUGUUUGACUUUGCGCUGAAGAGCGCACCGAACGUUCUGUACACGCGAUACAAGCAGUAUGGACAGCUUGGCGUCCUCGCUUGGUGCUCGGAAUUCAGCGAGCUCAUCGACGCCUUGAAACGCCUUGGCUUCGAUGGCAAUAUGUUCGUUGCGACGCGCGCACAAGCGUUGCGAACGUGCGAGGACAUCCUGAGACUCAAGCUCAACAUUGACAUGCAGAUCAUCGUUAUGUAUCUAUCUUCACAAGUCGCCAAGCUGAGACGCUUCCUCGAGGGAGAGCGCCAAUGGAACGACUAUCCAGAAAUCAGCUUCCCCCUCGACUAUCGACAAUUCUCCCAAUCACAGGACUGA
Molecule: messenger RNA, 525 nt
Organism: Laetiporus sulphureus 93-53
Lineage: Eukaryota; Fungi; Basidiomycota; Agaricomycetes; Polyporales; Laetiporaceae
Exons: 3
Coding region: 1-525 (174 amino acids)
Source: RefSeq, a predicted model, not a curated record